Molecule: messenger RNA, 977 nt
Organism: Saimiri boliviensis boliviensis (Bolivian squirrel monkey)
Lineage: Eukaryota; Metazoa; Chordata; Mammalia; Primates; Cebidae
Gene: BPIFA3
Product: BPI fold containing family A member 3
Molecular function (GO): lipid binding
Source: RefSeq, a predicted model, not a curated record
GUUCCACCUGCUGCUCUCCCAAUAUGAGCAGGCCCUGGUGCCAGCUGCCAGGGUCCAGGGCACCACCUCCCUGCAGCAUGCUGGGGGCUGACUCUGAUAUCGUCUUCCAACAGAAAACCAUGAGCCCAUCCUUCCAGACUGCCACCCUCAAAGCCAUCUACACAGGCCCCAUCUGACACUCUUGACAUCUGCAGGUCCCAGACCCUACGAUGCGUCCCCUCUGGAGGCUCCUCAUCCUUCUCGGGUUGCUGGCCUUGCCCUUGGCCCUGAACAAGCAGCCUUGGUCUGGCCUGGCCCAGGCCCACACAGACAGCAAAUCCACCCUGGCAAGAAUUAUUGCCCAGGGCCUCUUGAAGCACAACGCAGAGAGCCGAAUCCAGAACAUCCACCUUGGGGGCAGCCUGAAUGCCUCGGCACAAGUAGCCCCAGGGAUGGUGGGCUGGCUAAUCAGCGGCACGAAACUUCAGCAGCAGCAGGAGAGCAGCAUCAACAUCACCAACGUUCGGCUGGACUAUGAUGGGAUCCAGAUGGCUUUCCAUAAGGAGUGGUUCUCGGCAAACAUCUCACUUGAACUUGACCUUGAAUUGAGACUGCCCUUUGAUAACAACAUCAUAAAGGUGUGUGCACACAUGAGCAUCAUUGUGGAGUCCUGGCUGGAGAAAGACGAGUUUGGCCGGAGGGAUCUCGUGAUAGGCAAAUGCCAUGCAGAGCCCAGCAGUGUCCGAGUGACCGUCCUCACCGAGGCUAUCCCACCAAAGAUGAAACAUUUUCUCCACAACUUCACAGAGAACCUGGAAAAAGUUCUCCCAUGCCUGGUAGAGAGUCAGGUAUGUCCUCUGAUCCGGGAAAUCCUCGAGCAGCUGGAUGUGAAACUGUUGAAAAGCCUCAUGGAUGGGUAACAGGAGGCUGCUCAUGAACCAGCCCACCAUGAAUCCAGCCAACCCUCCGCAUGCCAGGCUGGAGAGUCCCCCAGCUGA